Molecule: messenger RNA, 1231 nt
Organism: Oxyura jamaicensis (ruddy duck)
Lineage: Eukaryota; Metazoa; Chordata; Aves; Anseriformes; Anatidae
Gene: HAUS2
Product: HAUS augmin like complex subunit 2
Exons: 6
Coding region: 3-815 (270 amino acids)
Biological process (GO): centrosome cycle; spindle assembly; microtubule nucleation
Cellular component (GO): HAUS complex; centrosome; mitotic spindle microtubule
Source: RefSeq, a predicted model, not a curated record
CCAUGGCGGAACGUCGCUGCUUGGUUUCCGCGGCAACGGCGGCCGCCAGCCCCGGGCCCCGCGGAGGAGCCGCCGGCCCCAGGCCCCGCGGAGCGGCCGGGCGGGCGCGCAGCCCGCCGAGGCUGCGGGAGCGGGAGGCAGCGGGGACCGCCAGGGCGCGGAGAGCCGCCGCGGCCGGCCCCACCCCCUGGGAGUCCGAGGGGCCCACGGCGGCGGCGGCCGUGCUGGCACGGUGCUUGGCCGAGGGCUUCGUGAGGCAGGAGACGUUGGAUUCAGCCUGUCAGAAUAUCACAUGCUUUGCGAAAUUCGCUGAGAGGGAAAAAAUUGCAAACAUUCGGGCAGAAAUCAAUGAGAAGAAACUGGAAACUGAGAUUCUGCAGUUGGAGAGGGAGACAGCAGACAUCGUUCACCCUUUUUACUUAGACAAAAAAUGCCAGAUAUUGCAAGAUAUGAACAGACACUUGGAAGCAGUACUGAAAGAGAAGAAGAAACUUAGGAAGAGGCUGAUGAAGCCCAUAUGUCAAGAGAACCUUCCUAUUAAGGCUGAAUAUCACAAGUACGUAGUAGAGUUGUUGACUGACGCUGUGUCUUUCGUUGAGAAGCUUGAAAGUCAUUUGCAGAGUGCAAAAAGUAUCCCUCAGAUACCAACUCUCAUGAAGAAUAUGGACAUUGCUUUGACAAAAACAGAGGUGCUGGUGACAGACUUGGAGGAGCUGACAGAGCAAAUAUUGAAAUGGAGAGAACUGCAAAAAGAAGUGUAUUCUGAUGGUAUCUGCAAUACUGCUGAAUUGGACUUUGGCUUAUCUUUAACCUAGCACAUCAUUUUUUUUUUUCCUCAUAUGGGGAUGGCUAUUUGAAGAACUGCAAUUUAAGCCUGUGAAAACUACAACAUACUUGUGCCUUAAUUCAACAGGGACUUUGUAAGUAGUUAUAUUUAUGUUCUGACAUUAUAGUUCAAUGAUUAUCCAUUUUCCAACUAUUUAAAAAACAACAACAAACUGAGCAGUAGUUCAUAGGAAGGCAGACUACUGAAAAGACUGUUAGGGAGUUCUUUUUCGAAAUAGUUGGGCAGGAUUCUCUCGGAGCCUGUAUCUUCAAUGCAAUUUUGUUUUGAUAUUUCUCAUGUGUUUGCUACAAUGUUUUUAUUCAUUUUUGUAAGUAUUUUGAUAAUACACUGUAUUUUGUAUGUACCUAUAAAACUUCAAUAAAAGCACUAGAUUUUAAGAACCAA